Sinocyclocheilus rhinocerous is the source of this 444-nucleotide messenger RNA. RefSeq names its product cystatin-B-like. The record is from RefSeq and is a predicted model, not a curated record. Gene Ontology annotation, molecular function: cysteine-type endopeptidase inhibitor activity. NCBI's taxonomy places the organism in Eukaryota, Metazoa, Chordata, Actinopteri, Cypriniformes, Cyprinidae. Gene Ontology annotation, cellular component: cytosol. The transcript has 3 exons. Bases 116 to 418 code for a protein of 100 amino acids.
ACUAGAUGGCGAUUGAAAUGUUUGGUUUCACUUUUCAGGACUUGAGAGGCACGCUUGUUCCAGUCAGUAGUGAGAAGAAGUUCCUGGGUGUUUUUGUUAGCCUUUUGUAUUUAAAAUGAAUGUGCGCUGUGGUGGAACAUCUGAGGCGAAAGAUGCCAAUGAAGAGGUGCAGAAAAUAUGCGAUGAGAUAAAGUCUCACGCCGAGGAUAAAGCUGAGCGCAAGUUUGACAUUUUCACUGCCAAAUCUUUUAAAACACAAGUUGUUGCGGGGACAAAUUACUUCAUUAAGGUGCAUGUAGGUGGGGAUGAGUACAUUCAUCUACGUGUCUAUAAAACUCUGCCCCAUGCUGGAGAAAAACUGAAGCUGCACAGCAUUCAGACAUCCAAGGCUCAUCAUGAUCCCAUUGAGUACUUCUGAAUGAAACUAAGAAAAUCAUAAUAAAU